Dermacentor albipictus is the source of this 1710-nucleotide messenger RNA. It is a transcript of the gene BBS8, whose product is annotated as tetratricopeptide repeat protein 8. Gene Ontology annotation, molecular function: protein binding. Gene Ontology annotation, cellular component: BBSome; ciliary basal body; non-motile cilium. The record is from RefSeq and is a predicted model, not a curated record. NCBI's taxonomy places the organism in Eukaryota, Metazoa, Arthropoda, Arachnida, Ixodida, Ixodidae. Gene Ontology annotation, biological process: non-motile cilium assembly.
UGAGUCACCGCAGCAGCAGCAGCACGGCUCUCGCCGCUCGAGACGGUGGCUGCGGACCCGAGCUGGAGCCCCCCCUUUGGCGAAAACAAACGCGUGCGGAUACACCGCGACGGCGCGCGCGUUUUACCCCUGCAGUUGCCACGCGACGCGACGAUACGGGGCUGGAAUGCGAGGUGCAUUUGACGCGAUCGCAUUCCUCGCCUCGUUCUUGGCGCUUUCCGCUGGCAGCUCGGGGACGGCGGCGGACAUGGAGCCCGUGCAGCAGGCGCUCAGCCUGUAUAGGCGGCGCCACUUCAGCGAGUGCGCCGAGCUGUGCGAGCGCCACGCGUCCAAGCAGCUCCAGUGGCUCGGCAUGCUGGCCCUGACGCAGCACGCGUGGCUGGACGAGCUCGAGCUCGAGGGGCUGCAGUCUCUCGCCGAGGAGCUGCUCGACGACCAGGCGACGGCGCAGACGGGCCGACCGGGCACCUCCCUGCGGGCCCCUCCCCCUCCGACCGGCGGCGGCCGCCCAAUGACCCGCGAGGGUCGCCCUCUGACUGGAAUACGGCGACGACCCCAGUCCCGCACCGCGGCCACCCGGCACGGCGUCGAGAGGGCGCUCACCACAGCCGCAGGAAGAACGGCACGGCCAACGACUGCGGCACCCGCAAUGGUGCAAGAGUUAGCAGAGUUCGGUCGACUGGGCGCGGCCUCUUCGGGCUGGCCGGACAAGCCGUGGCUCUCCAAGCCGCUCUUCCGCUUCCUGUACCACCAACGAGGUGACGUCAGACAGGCGUUGGAGCUGGCCGGCCAGGAGCGGGCGACCGACUGCUGUGGAUGGUGGUCGCUGCAGCGCGGCCGCUGUCUGCUGAGGCUGGGAAUGCUGCGAGAGGCGGAGCACCAGUUCCGAAAGGCGGCGGAGGCCGGAGACCCCCAGCCCAGGGCGUUCCUGUGGCUCGCCAGGGUGCAGCUGCAGAUGGAUCAGCCGCUGGCCGCCGUGGAGGCGUACAGGCGCGGCUUGGACAAGUUCCCCAACGAGGCCGCCCUCGUGGCGCCCAUGGCGCGCGUCUACGAGGGCCUGCACGACCUGCAGCGCUCGGCCAAGCUGUACCGGGAGCUGCUGUCGCAGGACUCAGUGCACGUGGAGGCCAUCGCCUGCGUCGCCACGCACCACUUCUACGCGGACCAGCCGGAGAUGGCGCUCAGGUUCUACAGACGCCUGCUGCAGCUGGGCAUGCCGACGGCCGAGCUGUACAACAACCUGGCUCUGUGCUGCUUCUACGCGCAGCAAUACGACAUGGCGCUCACGUGCUUCGACCGGGCGCUGGCCCUGGCCGAGGACCAGCUGCUCGCCGACGUCUGGUACAACCUGGGGCUCGUCGCACUGAGCUCCGGAGACAAGACGUUGGCGACCCGCGCCUUUCGCCUGGCACUGGUCUAUGACAACUGCCACGCGGAGUCGUACAACAACCUUGGCGUCCUCGAGCUCACCAGCGGCAACGUUGACCAGGCGGCAUCCUACUUCGUCACGGCCGGCGAAAUGGCACCGGAACUGUGCGAGGCUCAAUACAACCGCGCGCUCGUGCUUGAACAGAUGGGAGACCUCCAAGGCUGUGCUCGUGCUGCAAGCAAGUGCAGCCAGCACGCAUCCAGUGCAGAUCUCCUACAGAAGGUGCAGGCGUUUUUCCAGAGCCACUGAGAGAGACCGGCAAGCCGCCACUGCAUUUUUAU